UUUUGUGGCAACUCAUCUUUUGACUCAAGUUUUAUAAGACACUUUUUCUCCUUUGCAUAAUUAAUGUCUUAUAGCUACUUCCCCAUUAGUUGCCAAAGAAAGAUGGAGUACAACACCCAAAACUCUAAUAAAUCUGAGCAAAUAAGAUGGAGCUCAGAUGAUAUAGGUGGUCCUGGUCAAGUUAGAUCUUAUUCUUGUACUUUUUGCAAGAGAGGAUUCUCUAAUGCACAAGCAUUAGGAGGACACAUGAAUAUUCAUAGAAGGGAUAGAGCUAAACUCAAACAAUCUUCUGAAGAAAAUUUGAUUUCCUUAGACAUCUCAACAAAAAACACAAAUGAGCAUGUUGAUUUGGAAUAUAAUCAUGAAAAUCAAAGGGGAAAGUUAAUUAACAUAACAAAAGAACUUCCUUUUGUGGACAUAAAAGGAAGUGGUGUUAUGGCUCAUAGGAUUGAAGACAAAAAAGGUGAUUUAGACCUUGAGCUUAGGUUAGGUUUUGAGCCAAUGGAUUCAUCAACAUUGAGCACUCGAUCAUUCUUUUGAGUUGCAUGCCAAUUGGAAAAUCAGCAAAAGAUAUAUAUGAUCUGGAGUUUCUGUUGGCGUAAUACUUGAGAAGCUUUUCGUUGUUCAGAAAGAAAAAAAAAAGACAAAAAAAGAAGAAGCUUUUUGUUGGUUUAUUAAUAUGAUCAUGUUAUAUUUGUUAUUAUGUUUAAAUUUUAAGCAAUAGAUGCCGAAGUAAUUGCAAGAUUGUUUGUACUCAACAUUUAUUUUAGGGAUUUGUAAAAAAAAAAUUGUUUUAGGGAACAAUGAAGAUAAUUAUAUAAACAGUGAUAUCAUAUGGACUCAGGUUUUGUA
This is a messenger RNA of Cicer arietinum (chickpea), 852 nucleotides long. Its product is annotated as transcriptional regulator TAC1-like. NCBI's taxonomy places the organism in Eukaryota, Viridiplantae, Streptophyta, Magnoliopsida, Fabales, Fabaceae. The record is from RefSeq and is a predicted model, not a curated record.